AUGCAAAUCUCACAGUCACUAGGUGAAGUAGUAGAGAAACGAGAGGAAAAGUCACUGUUACCUACAGAAACGAAAUGGAAGGACAGAGCAGAAACAGUGAUUAUUGGAGGCGGCUGUGUUGGUGUGAGCCUGGCUUACCACCUAGCGAAAGCAGGGAUGAAAGACGUAGUCCUGCUGGAGAAAUCGGAGCUCACAGCUGGAUCCACCUGGCACGCAGCAGGUUUAACAACUUACUUUCAUCCUGGAAUAAACUUGAAGAAAAUACAUUAUGACAGCAUCAAACUUUAUGAGAAACUGGAAGAAGAAACUGGGCAGGUGGUGGGAUUCCAUCAGCCAGGCAGUAUCAGAAUUGCUACAACUCCUGUGAGGGUAGAUGAAUUUAAAUAUCAAAUGACUCGGACUGGCUGGCAUGCAACAGAACAAUAUAUUAUUGAACCUGAAAAGAUUCAAGAGAUGUUCCCUUUACUCAACAUGAAUAAGGUUUUAGCUGGACUGUACAAUCCUGGAGAUGGUCACAUUGACCCUUAUUCUCUAACCAUGGCCCUGGCAGCAGGGGCUAGGAAAUAUGGUGCCCUUUUAAAAUAUCCUGCACCAGUGACUUCUCUGAAGCCCAAGUCAGAUGGAACAUGGGAUGUUGAAACACCACAGGGCUCUGUGAGAGCAAAUAGAAUUGUAAAUGCUGCAGGAUUUUGGGCUCGUGAAGUAGGUAAAAUGAUUGGACUAGAACAUCCUCUCAUUCCGGUUCAACAUCAGUAUGUUGUUACAUCAACUAUACCUGAAGUGAAAGCUUUGAAGCGAGAACUCCCUGUGCUCCGUGACCUGGAAGGAUCCUAUUACCUCCGACAGGAAAGGGAUGGGCUUCUGUUUGGCCCAUAUGAAACUCAGGAGAAAAUGAAAGUUCAAGACUCCUGGGUCACCAAUGGCGUUCCUCCAGGGUUUGGGAAGGAACUCUUUGAGUCUGAUCUAGACCGAAUCAUGGAACACGUUGAAGCUGCCAUGGACAUGGUUCCUGUCUUGAAAAAGGCUGACAUCAUCAAUAUUGUCAAUGGUCCUAUUACUUACUCUCCUGACAUUCUGCCCAUGGUGGGGCCCCAUCAGGGUAUCAGAAACUACUGGGUGGCUAUAGGCUUUGGGUAUGGCAUAAUCCAUGCUGGUGGGGUAGGGAAAUACCUCAGUAACUGGAUCCUGCAUGGAGAGCCUCCCUUUGAUCUGAUAGAAUUGGAUCCCAACCGCUAUGGCAAAUGGACAACACCUCAAUACACCAAGGCCAAAGCCAGAGAGUCAUACGGAUUCAACAACAUCGUUGGUUAUCCUAAAGAAGAACGGUUUGCUGGGAGGCCAACUCAGCGAGUCAGUGGGCUCUACACAACCCUGGAGUCCAAGUGUUCCAUGGGGUUCCACGCGGGCUGGGAGCAGCCACACUGGUUCUACAAACCCGAUCAGGACCCUCAGUACAGGCCAAGUUUUCGCCGCACAAACUGGUUUGAGCCUGUGGGCUUCGAGUACAAACAGGUUAUGCAAAGAGUAGGGGUGAUUGACCUGACACCCUUUGGCAAGUUUAACAUCAAAGGCCAAGACUCCAUCAGACUGUUGGACCAUCUCUUUGCAAAUGUCAUUCCAAAGGUGGGUUUUACAAAUAUAAGCCACAUGUUAACACCAACAGGCCGAGUGUAUGCUGAGUUAACUGUUUCUCACCAGUCUCCAGGGGAGUUUCUAUUAAUAACUGGCUCUGGAUCCGAACUUCACGAUCUUAGAUGGAUUGAAGGAGAGGCAGUCAAAGGUGGAUAUGACGUUGAAAUCAGAAAUGUAACCGAUGAACUUGGCGUCCUUGGAGUUGCAGGGCCACUUGCCAGAAAGGUCCUUCAGAAACUGACCUCUGAAGAUCUUAGUGAUGAUGUUUUCAAGUUUCUUCAAACCAAGUCUUUAAAGGUUUCCAGCAUUCCUGUCACUGCUAUUAGGAUAUCUUAUACCGGUGAGCUGGGCUGGGAGCUGUACCACAGACGAGAAGAUUCUGCAGCACUCUAUGACAUUCUCAUGAAUGCAGGCCAGGAGGAGGGAAUUGACAAUUUUGGGACAUAUGCCAUGAAUGUCUUAAGACUGGAGAAAGCGUUCAGAGCCUGGGGGUCUGAGAUGAACUGUGAUACAAAUCCCUUGGAAGCUGGACUGGACUAUUUUGUAAAGUUAAAUAAGACAGGAACGCGGGUGAACUGUCAGAAGACGGUACUGUGGAAGCCAGUCAGUAGGUCUGGGCCCUUUUUGGUGAGGCUACCAGUUAGUGAUAUUCUGACCUAUGUCUUUGUUUUUUCUCGUAGAAUUAAACA
Molecule: messenger RNA, 2321 nt
Organism: Carlito syrichta (Philippine tarsier)
Lineage: Eukaryota; Metazoa; Chordata; Mammalia; Primates; Tarsiidae
Gene: DMGDH
Product: dimethylglycine dehydrogenase
Exons: 15
Cellular component (GO): mitochondrial matrix; cytoplasm; mitochondrion
Molecular function (GO): dimethylglycine dehydrogenase activity; protein binding
Source: RefSeq, a predicted model, not a curated record